Octopus sinensis (East Asian common octopus) is the source of this 1390-nucleotide messenger RNA. Its product is annotated as protein twist-like. NCBI's taxonomy places the organism in Eukaryota, Metazoa, Mollusca, Cephalopoda, Octopoda, Octopodidae. The coding region runs from base 414 to 1298 and encodes 294 amino acids. The record is from RefSeq and is a predicted model, not a curated record. Gene Ontology annotation, biological process: developmental process; regulation of transcription by RNA polymerase II. Gene Ontology annotation, molecular function: DNA-binding transcription factor activity, RNA polymerase II-specific; protein dimerization activity; RNA polymerase II transcription regulatory region sequence-specific DNA binding. The transcript has 2 exons.
AUCCUAAAAAAUUAAAUCAACAUCAAGAUCUGCACCAAGAACAAGAAAACGAACUUUCUCCAUGGCACUCUCAAUAUUUGGACAGUGAACUCAGUCAGGAUACAAAAAGCACUGAUACUGUAGAAAAUAUUUUAACAGCCAGUAUUAUUUCGGAUUACGCCAGUUUGCUGUUAGAAUCGCCAGAGUGUAGACUGCAACCUUCAAAGCAAAAAUACCUCGUAAAGGCAGUUGAUAAAAGUAAGAAUUCAAAUACAGAAGCGAAGAAGAAGAAAAAGAAGAAAGACGAGGAAGUGGAAGGAGGUAAUUUCUUUCUGUCGAAUUCUUACUAUAAUCUAGAGUUAUCGCAAAACAGGGUUAGCCCAUGUCCUUCUAAUAUAGAAGUGGCGAAAGAGGAACUGCCUACAAAUGAUUAUAUGUACCCAACUACUAACUUCGAAGAAGGAACAAAAGAGCAAGUGAACUCGUACAGUAACCAAACAAUCUCAAACGAAAACAGCAACCAGGAUUCAACUCACCAAUACCAUUACUAUCUUCCUCAUUGUUCAUCUAGCGAGCACUGCAACCAAGAAUCACCGCUAACGCCAUCUGUUACAUCGUCUAAUCUUUCUUCAUCCUUCCAUCUUCACCCUAACCACCAAUCACAUCUCAAACUAGAUUGUGAGAGAGAGGAACAGGCAGUAGUGAAUGCAACCCAAAGUGGUCACUUCCAUUCUUCUCUUCUGCAAAGCUGCAGCAACAGCCGUACACAUAUGUGUGCAGGGGGUGUUUAUUGUCAAUCAGAAGGGGUAAGUGUAAGCUCUGGAGCAGAAGGACGAGGAGUAAGAGUAGGAGGAAUAGGACUUAGCGGAGUGGGCUGUGCAUCCAUGUCUGAGAUAGGGGGCGGCGUUAGUUGUGAAGAGACGAGCUCUAGAAAGCGCCGUUGCCUCACCCCGAACCCAUAUCAAAUACAGAGGCAUGCAGCUAACAUCAGAGAGAGGAAAAGAAUGUUGAGUAUCAACUCUGCCUUUGAAGAACUCCGUUGUCAUGUUCCGACAUUCCCGUACGAGAAACGGCUUUCCAAGAUUGACACUUUACGUUUGGCUAUUGCUUAUAUUGCCCUGCUCAGGGAAAUUCUUAUGUCAGGGGCCGAUCCCCUUGAAUAUGUUGAAAACUCGCUCCGACAGGGAACUGGCAGCAAGAUGAAAGCUGUAUGGAACACAAGUGAUUUGACUGCCAGAUUGUCUUGGGUGAAAUGGGAAAGUCUGGGUGUCCGGCGGCGACCAUUCCUCGGUUUACUUCCGAAUUCUGCAACCAAUUAGCGAUGGAACCUGAUUACCGGCGACUCUUAUUUUCGGUAAAUACUAGAGACAGCAACAUCAUAUUCUUGGACAAACAUAAACUUACAUUUACU